Molecule: messenger RNA, 1716 nt
Organism: Caenorhabditis angaria
Lineage: Eukaryota; Metazoa; Nematoda; Chromadorea; Rhabditida; Rhabditidae
Source: the annotation of a GenBank genome assembly
AUGACGAUGUCUCGACUAGUUGUUUUGGCUCUUUUGGGUGAGUUUUUAUUUUAUUUAUGAGAAAAUGAUAUAAUGAAGUUUGGUUAGCUGAAUGCUAGACUGUUUUAUUAUAGUAAUUUAGUAUGAGAAAAUGAAUUAUUUUUGAAUGAAAAUCAUAAAUUUUCCAGCCAUUGGAUCGGCGUCUGCCCUUUUCUCAAAAAAUGACGCUGUUAUCGAAUUGACCGCCGCAAACUUCCAAUCACAAGUCAUCAACUCUGAUGAUAUUUGGAUUGUUGAGUUUUAUGCUCCAUGGUGUGGACACUGCAAAAACUUGGUUCCGGAAUACAAAAAAGCAGCGGCUGCAUUGAAAGGAAUUGCCAAAGUUGGAGCUGUUGAUAUGACUCAACAUCAAUCUGUCGGACAACCCUACAAUGUUCAAGGAUUCCCAACAUUGAAAAUCUUCGGAGCUGAUAAGAAGAAACCAGUCGAUUUUAACGGUGAGUUGAAUUGAAUUGGUACGCCAAAUGGUACGGCGACUCUCUUGAGUAAAUAACCGUUUUAGUGUGUACUCAAUAACUGUUCAAAUAUACUUGAUUGAUCCGCCAGUUUGUGUUGGCUAGUCGGCUGACCUUGAAAGUAAAUAUGACUACACAAGAAAAAAAAGUGGGUCAAAAUGUGGACAUGUUUAUUUUUCAGGACAACGCACUGCUCAAGCUAUCACUGAUCAAAUUUUGGCCGAAGUUAAGAAAGCUGUUGCUGCUAGACUUGGUGGAAAAUCAAAGACAUCAUCUGGAGGAUCAUCUUCUGGUGGAAAGAGAGGAGGAUCUGGAAGUGGAUCAGGAAGUGGAAACGAAGUUGUUGAACUCACUGAUGCCAACUUUGAUGAGCUCGUUUUGAACAGCAAGGAUAUCUGGCUUGUUGAAUUCUUCGCUCCAUGGUGCGGACACUGCAAGAAUCUUGAACCACACUGGAAGGCCGCCGCUGCUCAACUCAAAGGAAAAGUUCGUCUUGGAGCUGUCGACGCCACAGUCCACACUCAAGCUGCUGGAAAAUUCAAUAUUCGUGGAUUCCCAACCAUCAAAUAUUUCGCCCCAGGAUCCGAUGUUUCUGAUGCUCAAGAUUAUGAUGGUGGAAGACAAACAUCUGAUAUUGUCAGCUGGGCUGAAUCUCGUGCUCAAGAAAACCGUCCAGCUCCAGAAGUUUUGGAAGGAAUCAACCAACAAGUCGUUGAAGAUGCUUGCAAAGAUAAGCAAUUGUGUAUUUUUGCUUUCCUUCCACAUAUUCUUGAUUGUCAAGCCGAAUGCAGAAACAACUACUUGGCAUUGCUCAAGGAACAAUCGGAGAAGUUCAAGAAGAACAUCUGGGGAUGGAUCUGGGUUGAAGGAUCAUCACAACCAGGAUUGGAACAAGCUUUUGAAGUUGGAGGUUUUGGAUAUCCAGCUAUGACUGCUUUCAAUUCAAGAAAGAACAAAUAUGCUGUUUUGAAGGGAUCAUUUGGAAAAGAUGGAAUUCAUGAGUUCCUUCGUGAUUUGUCAUACGGAAAAGGACGCACUUCAUCUCUUAGAGUGAGUUUGAAAUCGUUAAAAAAAAUGACAAUUACUUAAAUAUUAUCAUUUUCAGGGUGAUGCUUUCCCAAAAGUUGAGACUCUCACUAAAUGGGAUGGAAAAGAUGGUGCUCUUCCAGCUGAAGAUGAUAUCGACUUGUCUGAUGUUGACCUUGACAAGACUGAGCUUUAA